Carassius carassius (crucian carp) is the source of this 754-nucleotide messenger RNA. Its product is annotated as protein phosphatase 1 regulatory subunit 14C-like. Lineage: Eukaryota; Metazoa; Chordata; Actinopteri; Cypriniformes; Cyprinidae. The record is from RefSeq and is a predicted model, not a curated record. Gene Ontology annotation, biological process: regulation of phosphorylation. The transcript has 4 exons. The coding region runs from base 93 to 512 and encodes 139 amino acids. Gene Ontology annotation, cellular component: cytoplasm. Gene Ontology annotation, molecular function: protein serine/threonine phosphatase inhibitor activity.
AAUACUCGCGAUGUGCUUUAAAUAGCAGGUGUGAGAAACGACUGUGUCCCUGCAUACACCCCUCAGAGACCACCGCCAUCAUCAGUGCCGCAAUGUCCACCGCCAGCGCCGAGACGACCGCACAGCUGCCCCCGGCCGCGGGAAGGGUGUUCUUUCAGCCCGGCGUGGUCUGCGCCGGUUCUGGACUGAUGCAGCGGGAUGACCCGGUGCCGAAAAAGCAGGGCAAAGUGACGGUGAAGUACGACAGAAAAGAGCUGCGGAAGAGACUCAUACUGGAGGAAUGGAUCAUUGAACAGCUGAGCGAUCUUUACGACUGCGAGGAAGAGGAAAUGCCAGAGCUGGAGAUAGACAUUGAUGAUCUCCUGGAGGUGAACAGUGAAGACGAGAGAGCCAUAAAACUACAGGAAUCAUUGGCAGACUGCUACAAGCCCACUGACGACUUCGUGCGUGAGCUCCUCGGCAGGAUAAGAGGAAUGAGAAAACUCAGUGCUCCGCAGAAGAAAAGCUUUUAAGUGCUCCAAAAUGUCAACGACAAUCCAGCGACCUGAACUACAGGUCCCACAAUCCAUCACUCAACGUAGAGUUGACCUCAUACAGCCCUCAAGGAUUCGCUAUCCCAGGAUUCAUUUCUGCUCCAGAAUCAAUAUACUAGUUCAUUUUGACUUUGUUCAGUACACCUAAAUUGAGUCAUCCAUUUCCCAUACAUCAGACAAUAAAUCCAAGAGUGCAAAGUUCAUCCGGGACAUGAUCAAAC